AUGUUGGUGACUGGUGUAAGGAAUGAUCUUCCUCCACACCUUUCUCUUGGAACAUCCUGCUCCCUUCAGGUUCAAGUGAUCUCUGACCUCUUUGGGACCAAGCACCCUUAUCUACAUGCCAACCAUUUUCUUCCUUCGGUUGAUACAUUAUCCAAACCAGUCUUCCACAGACCACCACCAAGUGCGGGAGGCGCGAGCCAGACCGCCCCAUUAGGCCAAGAUGCUGGUCUCCAGGAGGUGGGUUGUUGCAAGACGUACAUGACGCCAUGGCGGCCCUUCGAGAAGUCGUGGUUGGACCAGGAGCUGAAGCUGAUCAGUGAGUACAGGCUCCGCAACAAGCGCGAGGUGUGGCGGGUCCAGUGCACGCUGGCCAAGAUCCGCAAGGCCUCGAGGGAGCUGCUGACGCUGGAUGAGAAGGACCCGCGGCCUCUGUUUGAAGGCAAUGCCCUGUCCCGGAGGCUGGAUUACAUCCUGGGCCUGAGGAUCGAGGACUUCCUGGGGCGGCUCCUGCAAACGCAGGUCUUCAAGCUGGGCCUGGCCAAGUCCAUCCACCACGCGCUGGUGAUGAUCCGCCAGAGGCACGUCGUGGUCAGAAAGCAGGUGGUGAACAUCCCCUCCUUCAUAGUGCGACUGGACUCCCAGAAGCACAUUGACUUCUCCCUGCGCUCACCCUACGGAGGGAGUCGGGCAGGACGGGUCAAGAAGAAGAAUGCCAAGAAGGGUCUCCCAAGAGGGGACGGCACUGGUGAUGACAAGGAGGAAGAUUAA
Messenger RNA from Dromiciops gliroides (monito del monte), 768 nucleotides. Its product is annotated as 40S ribosomal protein S9-like. The record is from RefSeq and is a predicted model, not a curated record. Gene Ontology annotation, biological process: translation; positive regulation of translational fidelity. NCBI's taxonomy places the organism in Eukaryota, Metazoa, Chordata, Mammalia, Microbiotheria, Microbiotheriidae. Gene Ontology annotation, molecular function: structural constituent of ribosome; rRNA binding. Gene Ontology annotation, cellular component: cytosolic small ribosomal subunit.